UUCAUCAGCCAUGUUAGUGUGGAGUUGAAGCAGUUAGUGCCAUGCCGCUUCUCAUUUCAUCUGGUGUUAAUCCACUUCUAUCAUCUUCUCAAAGCUAAGCAUAGGCUGGAUAUAAUUCAUUCACAUUUGGAUUCAGUUUUUUAUUCUCUGCUACCAGGAAGAUAAAAUAUGUGAUAUUUGCUGCAUCAUUUAAUUUUGUUAUUUGAUUGUAUGAUGGGAUUAUGUGAGUGAGUGCAAACUUGAGAUGAGGAUCGAGGAUGUAACCAGACUUGGAAUACUUCAUCUCUAGCAGGACAUUACAAGCUGAGCUGAUCAUACUCAAAUAUAUUUAUUGAACUGUCUUACAUCUCAAAGAAUGGAGAGAAUUUGUUGGAAAGCUUGGAUGUGUGUUUUUCUUGGACUCCAAGUAUGUUGUGGAUAUGGAGCCUUCAUAGACUACAAGGCAGCAUCAUCAUCACAUGGAGAUGAGCGUUGGACGGAGUGGAGUAGAUGGAGUGAAUGCUCAAGAACAUGUGGAGGAGGAGCAUCAUAUCAAACAAGACAAUGUAACACUGGUCAUACCUGUAUGGGAAGAUAUAUCAGAUAUAAGACAUGUAACACACAGGAAUGUUCCGAUGAGGAGUUGGAUUUCAGAUCACAGCAGUGUGCAGCAUAUAAUGAUGAGAAGUAUGAAAACAGAACAAUAGAAUGGGAACCAGUAGAAUCAUCCUCAUUACAAGAGAUGUGCUCACUGGUAUGCAGAGUCAAGCAUCACAACUUUACUAAGAUGCUGGCACCAAAAGUACUGGAUGGGACUAGAUGUAACAAAUAUACAGUAGAUAUGUGUAUUGCUGGAAAGUGUGAGUCUGUUGGAUGUGACCAUGAAUUCAACUCGACUGCAGUUUUUGAUAGAUGUAGGGUGUGUAAUGGAGAUAAUACAACAUGUCAAUUAAUGAAGGGACGCAGAGUGGUUGAUCCAAGACAGUCAGGUCUGCAAGAUGUGAUGUUGAUCCCUACUGGCAGUCACACCAUCAAGUUAUCAAGUAAAGAUCUUGGCAGUACUCUUGGGAUCCAUGAGAUGGGUGAGACGAAGGGUCUCAACGAGGUAGCAGGCCCUGCAGAAGAUACCAAGUAUUGGGUUGGUGGAGCACUAGCUUACUACAGGAGAUUCAGAAGCGGUAGAGAACAGAUACUCAUUGAUAACACCAUCAAAAAGGAUCUUGUGGUAACGGUGUUUUUAUCAGACAGCAGACGAACACGAGAGAAGCUUCAUUACCAGUACUUGUAUCCACUGACUAAUAUCUGGAAGAAUAGAGGAUGGUCAACUUGUUCAGCUUCAUGUGGAGGGGGUAAGCACUAUCGCUAUUUAUAACCUACAACUUUCUAUUAUCACAACCUAUAUAAAGUACUGAAGUGUGAUGUCAUUAUGCCAAAGUUGUCAAGGUUGCUGGUUCCAAACGAUUUUGUGCUAAACAAUGGCGUGGUGAUCCGGUACACCAGCACCAAACAUUGAAUUUACAC
Strongylocentrotus purpuratus (purple sea urchin) is the source of this 1500-nucleotide messenger RNA. Its product is annotated as ADAMTS-like protein 1. The record is from RefSeq and is a predicted model, not a curated record. Gene Ontology annotation, biological process: extracellular matrix organization. Bases 356 to 1351 code for a protein of 331 amino acids. Lineage: Eukaryota; Metazoa; Echinodermata; Echinoidea; Camarodonta; Strongylocentrotidae. Gene Ontology annotation, cellular component: extracellular matrix. Gene Ontology annotation, molecular function: metalloendopeptidase activity. The transcript has 7 exons.